AUGGGUAAAUCCGACGGCUACACGCUGGACCGGACCUCGUCAUGGACUCUCUAUCCAGGCGCAAAUAUCGCCUGCCCGACCCCACACUCGACCACCCACCGCGCAAGCAUGCAGUCAGAUUUCGACAUCGACGACCACGAGACGCACGCGCAUCCAGCGUCGCCGCCUCACGUUCCGCCACAGGCGCAAGGAAUACCUCUACUAGAAUAUGAACACCCGCCACUCAAGUUUGCGCGCCGCCAUCACAGCGACAUCCCUAGCCAUGACGAGUCCGGAUAUGCGCACUACAAGGAUAUGCAGAAAAUCGCCUUGGCGAAUGCCAUACGCGGUUUCGAGGACGAAUUGGGAUCACGCUGCGGCAUCAAGUGCUUGGAAACACAGAAACAAAAGCUGAUCGUGUCCUAUCACAGCCAGAGUAAACUAUCACAGCAGGAGCUGGCCGAUCUCCAGAAAGCGACACAUUUCGACAAGAAAGAGUUACAGCAAUGGUACAAAGGCUUCCUGAAGGACUGUCCAUCGGGCAUGCUCACCAAGGAGGAAUUCCAAAAGAUCUAUAAGCAGUUCUUUCCUUUCGGCGAUCCGUCAUCGUUUGCAGAUUACGUCUUCAAUGUCUUCGAUGCAGACAAAUCCGGCACAAUCGACUUCAAGGAGUUUAUUUGCGCAUUGAGCGUCACGAGUCGCGGCAAGAUGGAGGACAAGCUCGACUGGGCGUUCCAGCUGUACGACAUUGACGGUGAUGGCAAGAUUAGCUACGAGGAGAUGUUGGCAAUCGUAGAAGCCAUCUACAAAAUGGUCGGCUCCAUGGUUAAGCUCCCGGAAGACGAAGACACCCCCGAGAAGCGCGUCAAGAAGAUCUUCCGGAUGAUGGACAAGGACGAGAACGGCAGCUUAGACAUGGCUGAGUUCAAGGAGGGCUCGAAGCGCGACGAGACUAUCGUUUCCGCCCUGUCUCUCUACGACGGUCUUACAAAACACACAUACACGAUGCGGCGACUCGAUAUAUCCGCGUCCGUCGCUGUGCUGGCAUCCUUGCUAGCCAUCGCACCCUUACCGGCGUCGGCCUUUUACUUUCCAGGCACCGCGCCAACUUCAUACAAGACUGGAGACGCUGUACCUCUAUACGUCAAUCGACUUACACCCGCCGAUUCGCAAAACGACCCGAAGCUACGCUCCGUCUUCUCCUUCGACUACUACCAUCCGCCCUUCCACUUUUGUCGCGAAAAAGAUGGCCCCAAAGAAAUCCGAGAGAGUUUGGGAAGCAUACUGUUUGGGGAUCGCAUACAGACGAGUCCGUUCGAGCUGAAGAUGGGCGUAAACGAGACAUGCAAACUCCUCUGUGAAGCUCCGUAUCCGGGCGCGGAUGCAGCGUUUGUCAACAGCAGGAUAUACCAGGGCUACGAUCUUAACUGGUUGAUAGACGGACUGCCUGCGGCACAAUCGCUCAGGGAACCGGGCUCAGAUCAGACCUUCUAUCAACCAGGCUUCGCGCUGGGCCUUGUAGAUGAGGAUCAGCCCAUGCUCAACAACCACUACGACAUUGUCAUCGACUACCACGAGGCUUCGCCGGGUAACUUCCGCGUAGUUGGUGUGCUGGUGGACCCAUACUCCGUGGCGGAAUCGAAAAGAGAGGGCGAUAACGGGGCAACGUGCAACGGACAGACGCCGGUCGUCCUGAAAGAGAAUGACGAGGACACAAACCUGGUCGUCUUUACGUAUGGUGUCUACUGGCGACCCAGCCCGACUCCGUUUGCGACACGGUGGGACAAAUAUCUACACGUCUACGACCCAAAAAUCCAUUGGUUCUCCCUCAUCAACUCAGCCGUCAUUGUUGUCUUCCUUGUUGGUAUGGUAAGCGCGAUCCUUGUGCGUACACUCAAAAAGGACAUUGCGCGUUACAAUCGUCUGGAUCAAUUUGCGCUUGAGGACUUUGGUGAAAGCGGCGACGCUGAUGAUACUGCGGAUGAUUCUGGCUGGAAGCUGGUACAUGGAGAUGUGUUCAGGCCACCAAAGAACCCGCUACUCUUGUCCGUUUUGGUUGGCAAUGGAGCCCAGCUCUUUGCCAUGACAGCGCUGACUAUAGCAUUCGCGCUUCUCGGCUUCCUGUCUCCUAGCAACCGCGGCGCUCUCGGAACAGUCAUCAUCAUCUUCUACACACUCUUCGGUUUCUUCGGUGGCUACACAGCGGCGCGUACCUACAAGUUUUUCCAUGGCGAAUCGUGGAAGCUGUGCUUUUUCUAUACCCCGGUUGCUCUACCUGCCAUUGUAUUUGGCGUCUUCUUCCUUAUGAACCUGUUCGUUUGGGGUCGCGGCGCAUCCGGUGCUGUUCCGUUUACUACUAUGCUUGUGGUCGUCAUUAUUUGGUUCGUCAUCUCAGUGCCACUGAGUGUCGCUGGUUCCUGGAUUGGUUUCAAGCAAGCAGCCAUCGAGCCACCCGUCCGCACGAACCAGAUCCCAAGACAAAUCCCGCCGGUAGGAGGUUAUCUACGACCUCUUCCCUCUAUGGCAUUAGCUGGUGUACUCCCCUUUGGUGCUAUCUUUGUCGAACUCUAUUUCAUCAUGAACUCGAUCUGGUUCUCGAAAGUCUACUACAUGUUCGGCUUCCUAUUCAUCUGCUUCGGGCUCAUGAUCAUUACCUCGGCGGCGGUCACUGUGUUGAUGAUUUACUUUUUGCUUUGCGCAGAGGACUACCACUGGCAAUGGAGGUCUUUCUUCACGGCUGGUGCAAGCGCAGCGUACGUGUUUGCCAGCUGCUUGCUAUAUUGGAUCAAGGAUGUAAGCUGGACUAGCUGGACGAGUGGUGUUGUUUACCUAGGAUACUCUGCACUGCUGAGUUCGCUGGUAUUCAUUCUUAUUGGCACCAUUGGUUUCUUCGCAAGCUGGCUCUUUACCCUCAAGAUCUACAGAUCAAUCAAGGUGGAUUGA
Alternaria burnsii is the source of this 2922-nucleotide messenger RNA. RefSeq names its product endosomal integral membrane protein. Gene Ontology annotation, biological process: vacuolar transport; protein localization to membrane. Gene Ontology annotation, molecular function: calcium ion binding. The record is from RefSeq and is a predicted model, not a curated record. Gene Ontology annotation, cellular component: fungal-type vacuole membrane; endosome. Bases 1 to 2922 code for a protein of 973 amino acids. The transcript is spliced from 7 exons. Lineage: Eukaryota; Fungi; Ascomycota; Dothideomycetes; Pleosporales; Pleosporaceae.